Molecule: messenger RNA, 605 nt
Organism: Cylicocyclus nassatus
Lineage: Eukaryota; Metazoa; Nematoda; Chromadorea; Rhabditida; Strongylidae
Source: the annotation of a GenBank genome assembly
CUUUCAGGAUGAAGUGCAUUGUGCUGCUAUUCUUCUUGUCCCUGCUGAGCCUGGACAUGGCUUUGCGUAGGGAACCUCCUAGGGAAGAGCGUCGUACGAGAGAAGGUCGUCCGGGAAAAGGUCGUAUGGAGGAACGUCGUACGGGUGUGCUCGAAACACCUGGCUUCGGUUCUAAAGACAGGGGAUCUUUCCGAGACAAUAGGCAUAUUCCUGGCUUCGGUUCUAAAGACAGGGGAUCUUUCCGCGACAAUAGGAAUAUUCCUGGCUUCGGUUCUAAAGACAGGGGAUCUUUCCGCGACAAUAGGAAUAUUCCUGGCUUCGGUUCUAAACACAGGGGACCUUUCCGCGACAGUAGGAAUAUUCCACAUGGCAUGGAUCGCAUGACAAUUGGCCGAACAAGUGGACACCAUGCGAUGGAGCGCGGGAGGGAAAAUUUCGGUGAUAGGCAACUCAUCAAGGGCAAAUAUUCCGGUCGUACAAACCAGAACAGUGGUAGACUUGGACCGACAGGUGCAGCGUUAGCGGCGGCCGCUGUGUUAACGAAAAGACUCGAAAAGCCGAUCGAAAAGGCUGUAAAACUUGGCUAUAUUCAUCCUCGAUCCUAA